Molecule: messenger RNA, 4962 nt
Organism: Amphibalanus amphitrite
Lineage: Eukaryota; Metazoa; Arthropoda; Thecostraca; Balanomorpha; Balanidae
Product: ubiquitin carboxyl-terminal hydrolase 48-like
Exons: 22
Coding region: 360-4277 (1305 amino acids)
Biological process (GO): protein deubiquitination
Cellular component (GO): cytosol; nucleus
Molecular function (GO): cysteine-type endopeptidase activity; cysteine-type deubiquitinase activity; protein binding
Source: RefSeq, a predicted model, not a curated record
AGGAAUCUUGGCUUUUUGUAUCUAUAGGAAUCUUGGCUUUUUGUGUGUGCAGCUGGAUCGAGCUGGAUCGAGCGGAUAAACAAGUUUCAAUGUCGAUAUCUCGAUAUCUAGCGUGAUUUUGUACCAUAUUUGCUCGCUGAGUAAUUUUUUAAGGUUUCCAGGAAAUAACGGAAUCGUUGCAUAUUGAUACACCUCCGUUGCAUUCUGAUUCAAUCGUCCCCCAGUUCAGUUGGGAACUCUAGCCCAAGCUCUAGCCGUCCUAUCGUCGGGCACGCACAGGCUAGUCAUCCUCAGUCUGCUGGCGUCGCUGCUGGCCGGCUCUAGCCGGCUGUGUCUGGUUCCAACCGGUUUAUACCGGUAUGCCGCCCCGUAAGGACCAAGUGGAGCGGCAGGCGUGGCAGUGGGCGGAGACCACGCCCCCGGAGGAUGUCACCGAGGAGCACGUGCUGACCGCCUACAUCCUGCAGCCGCCGCACAGCCGAAAAACCGCCUGCAAGAAGAACUGCCGCCACCAGCCGCUAUGUAUUGCCGGUCUGGGCGAGCACGACUGGCUCUACAACAGCGACGAGACGCGUCUGUACGCCGGAGACCGCGAGGAGCCGGACGUCCGUACCGCCCAGGUGCCCGCCGGCCUGAAGAACCUCGGCGCCACCUGCUACGUCAACAGCCUGCUGCAGCUGUGGUUCCACAACAGAAAGUUCAGGCGGGCGAUUCUGCAGUGGGACCCUGUGGCCGACCCUGUGGAGCAGCUGAACGAGACGCUGCUGACGUCACAGUACUCACCACUGACACCCAUCGGUCACCUGCAGCUCAUCUUUGGCUACAUGCACGGAGGAAUGCUCAGGACGGUGGACCCGUCGCCGUUCAUCCUGUCUCUGCGGCUGGACACGAUGUACCAGCAGGAUGCGCAGGAGUUCAGCAAGCUCUUCAGCACGCUGCUGGAGGAGGCGCUCUCCCACCAGAGUCGGCCAGAGGUCAGCGGCGCCGUCCAGCACCUGAUGCGCGGACAGUACGAGUAUGUCACCAGGUGUAACGAGUGUCUGCAGGAGUCCACUUGCCCGUCCUAUUUCUACGAGCUGGACCUGCAGAUCCAGGGCCAGAAGCAGCUCUCCGACUGCCUGACAGAGUUCCUCCGAGAGGAGAGCCUCACGGGAGCCAAUCAGUACAACUGCCAGACGUGCCAGUGUAAGAGGGACGCGUCCCGCGCCAUUCGGCUCACACAGCUGCCGCCGGUGCUGAACUUUCAGCUGAUGAGAUUCGUCUUUGACCGUGAGACGGGUCUGAAGAAGAAGCUCUCCUCCCACCUGCGGUUCCCCGAGCUGCUGGACGUCUCAGAGUUUGUGGGCCGACCGUCGGGCGCCGUCACCUACCGGCUGCAGGCCGUCCUGCUGCACAAGGGCCCGUCCGCCUACUCGGGGCACUACACAGCGCACAUCUGCGACAGCGAGACGGGCGCCUGGUUCCGCUUCAACGACGAGGAGGUGGAAAAGAUCAAGUCGUUGAAGCUGAACGCCGAGGAUGACCUCGAGGACUCAGCUGCCAAGAAGCCGAAGCAGACGCGCUGUCCGAAGGGCUACCACUCGUCCAACCAGGCCUACAUGCUGGUCUACUACCGAGUCCCGGAGACGGCAGAGACGAACGGACCGACCGCCUCACAGGCGGACGGAAAACCAGCCAAGGCGGAGGGGCGGCAGGCAAAGGUGGAGGCGAAGGCGAAGGCGGACUCGAAGGCGAAACUGAAGGCGGAGGCGGAGAUCACGCUGCCUGAUCAUAUUCAGACGAUGGUGGAAGCCAUGAAUGCGACGGUCAAUGACCAGGUGCAGCUCAAUGAACAGGCAAAGAGUGUCUCCGUCGAGGAGUACCGAACCCGUGAGCGGGAGGUGCGUGAAAUCUACCCCCGUCUGACGUGCUCGGACGUACGGGCCGGUCUUCUGCUGCUGCCUGCCGCCUGGCUCUCCGCCUGGCUGGCCGGAGACACGCCCGGCCCCGUGGACCCGGCUUCUCUACUCUGUCACCAUGGGAAACUGUCACCCUGGCAUGCUGCGAAGAUGAAGUGUGUCGACCCGGGAGCGGGCUCUCUGCUAACCUGUCUAUACGGCGGAGCCGGUCUGGACCGCUCCGGUCUCUGCCGGGACUGCGUCCAAAGCCGGUGUCGGGCUAUCCGCGCCCGCCAACAACUGGAGGAGGAUGCUCGCACCGUCACCACGCUCCUCAAGGAGGACCUCAAACCCGACGACCCGGCCGUCUGGGUCGGAAAGACCACUCUCCGCGUCUGGAAACGUCUGGCUCUGCAGUCUCUGCCCCAGGACAGCCCUCCCUCAGCUCCGACCGGCGGCGGGGACACCCCCAGCUCCGUGCCUGGGACCGCCCCUGCUGCCGCUGUCACCACCACCGCCAGCUCCGCGCCGGCCACCGUCACAUCCGCUCCUGAGACAGACUCGAACACCCCCACCGACCAAACCACUACCAACGGCACUGGUCAACCUUCCAGAAAACGACCGGCGAGCUCGGUGGAGGAUGCCGGCGACUCGAGUCCCAAACGUACCCCUGGCCGGCGGGCCUCGGCCGCGGAGGACAGGACUGUGAGAGUGGGGCUGAGUGAGGACACGGCUGUGGAGAUGGCGGUGGACAGAGCGGGGGAGGUGGAAGAGGAAGAGAGUGGGUUGGGUCGUACUAAUGGUAAUGUGGGGGAUGAGGGUAAGGUCAAGAGUCUUUCAGAGGCUGUGGAGGGGAGGUGUAAAUCGGUGCUCAGUGCGGAGAAGAAGGACGCUCUUGCGAGUGAAGUGACGGAGUCUUCCGCGUUGGAUGUGAAAGAAGAGAAAAACUCAGACGAGACGAUACCUGCAGAAAGUAAAAACGUGUCAACCGACAAGGAAGAGGCGCCAACGAACGGUGCUGUGCCUUCCUCUAUGGAGACUGAACCAGCGGAAACAUCCCCGGAUCCCGCCAACCGUUCACCAUCCCCUUCCGCGUCAUCCUCCACCUCACAACCCGCAUCAACAGCCGCCUCACUGGCCUCCACAUGCGCAUCAACACCAGCAACCACUCCAACACCAUCCGCGGCUUCCACAUGUGCUUCAACCUCAGCUGCAGCAGGUUCUUCAGCUCCCCGGCGGUCGUCCGUGAGCCGCUCGAACGGUCACCCGGAGACUGACAGCGAGGGCACGGCUCGUGGCCGGCCGGGGGCGGAGACGGAGGACACCUCCGGACCGGAGGACGACGAGGAUGACGAGGAGGAAGAGUUCAACGGUGACCUGCGCUGCGCGCACGGUGAGCUGUGUGUGGAGGAAGGUGUCCGACGUCUGGUACCGCUCUCAGUGUGGUCAAUACUCGUCAAAUACUUCCCCGACGCCCCGGAGUACGGCAGGGACCGGCAGCUGUGCCAACAGUGCAGGGAGCAGGUAUCUGAAGAGGAGCAGAUGCGUCAGCUGUACCGGCAGAUGGCCACCGAGCAGCGUGCCGCUAUCAGCGACCUCUAUAGCGAUCGGCUGCGGCCGCAGGUGGCAGCACCGUCGUGCCCGCCCGGCCGCUACCACGCCCUGGGGCGGCAGUCGACAGAGCUCUGGAGGAAGUUCCUCAAGGACCCGCUUCGGAGAGACCCGGCGAACCUGGAGACACGGAGUCUGCUCUGUCGACACGGAGGACUUGUGUUCUCACCGACCGACCCGGAGGACAGGCACAGGAUGGUGUUUCUGCACGACUGGGAGUGGGACAUUGUGAAGCGGUCCGGUCACGACGGCUGUGAGGUGAUCAUCACGAGGACAGAGGGUGACCCGACCCUGGCCACCCACCCAGCCCCCUGUGAGGAGUGUAUCCAGAGCCGGCGAACGGAGGAGCAGCAGCGGCAGCUUCAGUACGCCUCCACCAAGAUCUUCAUCAGGAAGGUGGACAGUCUCGAGGACGAGAUGGAGGAACUGGCGUCGAAGCGUCCCCGUCUGGAGGGCGCGCCUGAGCCGGUCCGCCGCAGCAGUCGACCCCGGCGGGCACCCGGCUCCAAACCGCUCAGUGUCGCCUCGACAGAUACCCUGCGGGACCUCAAAGUACAAAUAAUGAAGGCGUUCAAGGUGGCUCCGUAUGACCAGCACCUGAUGUUUAACGGCGUGCCCCUGCUGGACGGCCUGUCGACGCUGGGGCACCUGGGCAUCGUCCCCGGAUCCACGCUGCUGCUCAAGGUGGACGAGGCGUCUGAGUCGGUCGACCUGACCUCCUCAGAGGACCUCACGGCCGCUGCGAACCCCGAGAUGGGCUUCAAAGGAACUGGUCUUGUGAGCUCGUGACAUGAAGAGACACCGCUGUUUCCCGAAGACGUCUAGUAUCGGGUCAUGCCUAGACCAAGCCAAAGCAGUUCGGAUAUUCACUCGACUCUGCUCGUCCGACUUCGUCCACCAUGAUAUUCGUCCGUCACAAUGUUCGUCACUCAACACGGAGGCAUUGACACCCCACUGCCUUCCCUGUCUGAUGGUGAUUUUCACUACGGAGACUCAUGCUUACAAAACCUCCCUGUGAUGAUGACUGGGGUUUUGUGUGAGUGACAACUCUGGACGGACGCUACUGUAGCGUGACAAGAGAGACGCAGACACUGUAAAAUGUGCUGUACUUGUGGAGGACAGUCGCCAAAGGCCGCAUGUGACGAUCUCUCUACCGAAGUGCCGGGCCGUGGUUGGCUGUAUUUCUGUUUGUAUGUAUGUGUGCACUGCUCAGCCGGGGUAUGUAAGGCCGCCACGCGAAUGGUCGUACCAGACUGUGUGUCUCUGAGUACUGUGUACCAUUGUACUGCGUACCCUUGGUACUGUGUACCGCUGCCUGCGGUACUCAGUGCUCGGUACGGCCGCUGACAGUGUCCACAGCGGGACCCGUACCGUGUUGGUUUUGUUGAUCGCGUUGGAUUGAGGCCGCGGCGCUGUAUAUUGUGAGCUGUGUCCGCCGACUGGUGUGUAAUAAACUGGUGCUGAGACGUGGAUC